This is a messenger RNA of Colletotrichum destructivum, 551 nucleotides long. RefSeq lists its product as uncharacterized. The transcript has a single exon. NCBI's taxonomy places the organism in Eukaryota, Fungi, Ascomycota, Sordariomycetes, Glomerellales, Glomerellaceae. The record is from RefSeq and is a predicted model, not a curated record. The coding region runs from base 300 to 551 and encodes 83 amino acids.
AAACUCAAUGAGAGCGGUGCAGGAUCCUCGAAGGGGCCCCUUGGAGGUUGUUCGCCCGAAACACUCAAUGCUCCAGCUUGGCCCCCGGAAAAUCACCCCGUCGAUGGAGAAGGACACCUGGACCCUUUAAUGCGACCCUCAUCAUUUCAUCAGCCUUUUUCAUCUUCAUCCCCGUUCUCUUUGACCCUGUCUUAACCUUGUUUUUACUUCAGUCCUAUUCCCGCCGAGGUUUCCAGUCAUCUGCCAGUUUGUGAACCCAGAGACUCACAACCCCGAUUUCACUGCUUGCCGCCUACACCAUGUUGGACAUAUAUCAGCUGAACCUCGCCGGCUUGCUCCUUGCCUGUGGCGCCCUCUUUGCCUCGGGAAGACAGGAAAAGCAAAAACUCGCUAGGAAAGAUGUAAAGAAGGACGCGAAGCAGAAGCAGAAGCAGAAGCGGCAAGGCUCUCAAUGGGCAUUCUACGUCGUCUACGCCCUCGUCAUGGGCUCGGACUGGCUGCAGGUAGCAUUACUCACUCCCCAGCAAGCAGUAUCGCAACGCUCACACUGA